This is a messenger RNA of Loa loa (African eye worm), 882 nucleotides long. RefSeq names its product vesicle trafficking protein SEC22b. Gene Ontology annotation, cellular component: Golgi membrane; endoplasmic reticulum-Golgi intermediate compartment; SNARE complex. The record is from RefSeq and is a predicted model, not a curated record. Gene Ontology annotation, molecular function: SNAP receptor activity. Gene Ontology annotation, biological process: retrograde vesicle-mediated transport, Golgi to endoplasmic reticulum; vesicle fusion with Golgi apparatus; endoplasmic reticulum to Golgi vesicle-mediated transport. Lineage: Eukaryota; Metazoa; Nematoda; Chromadorea; Rhabditida; Onchocercidae. The transcript has 5 exons. Bases 33 to 677 code for a protein of 214 amino acids.
CCAGUUUCAGGGUUGUAAUUUGCAAGGUAAUAAUGGUCCUGCUAACGCUGAUUGCACGUGUGGCCGAUGGUCUGAUUCUUGCUACUUCAAUUGAGGGCAGCGAUGAACCGGAUCAGAAUAUGGUGAAAUAUACUAAUCAGGCAAAGAUGCUUUUUCGGAAGCUGAAUGACAACAGUCCAACUAUACACACUCUUGAGAGUGGACCUUAUUAUUUUCACUACGUGAUCAAAAGACCAGUCUGCUCAUUAUGUCUUUGUGACAAAAAUUUUUCACGAAAAUCCGCCUUUGCAUAUUUGGAAGAUGUCACCGAUGAAUUCCUUGGUCAGAAUGGCACCCGCGUAGCAUCUGUCACUAGACCAUAUCAUUUCAUUGAAUUUGAUUACUACAUACAACAAGCAAAAAGAAAGUAUGUGGGCAGGAGUCGUCAUGCAAUAUCUGCAGUAAGUAGUGAGCUUCAAGACGUGACGCGCAUAAUGGUUUCAAAUAUUGAGGAUGUAAUUCAUCGCGGAGAAGCAUUAAAUAUUUUGGAGACAAGGGCAAAUGACUUGUCGGAUAUCAGUAAGAAGUAUCGAGAAGAUGCGAGAUUGCUUAAUCGGAAGAGUACAUUAUUCAAGGUAACCGCGCUUAUUUUCUUUCUAGGUUUUUUCGGUUUUGUUGCUCGUUACUUAUUCUGGUAGCUACUCAUUGCCUUUUAUUAUUUAUUCGCUUUGUUAAUGUUAUUUCCUCCUUUCCUUUUAAUUUACUUUUCUUUUGCUCAUAUUCUGCAUAUUGUCCUUAGCAAGAAAUAUAAUUAACACGAGAUGAAGAUACUUUCUACGAUCUUUCAUGCAGAUGGGUUUCAUCGAAUUCCUCAGUAAUUGAAUUAACGAUGUCCGACACGCA